Molecule: messenger RNA, 1684 nt
Organism: Leopardus geoffroyi (Geoffroy's cat)
Lineage: Eukaryota; Metazoa; Chordata; Mammalia; Carnivora; Felidae
Gene: TMEM37
Product: transmembrane protein 37
Exons: 2
Coding region: 322-915 (197 amino acids)
Cellular component (GO): membrane
Molecular function (GO): voltage-gated monoatomic ion channel activity; calcium channel activity
Source: RefSeq, a predicted model, not a curated record
CUCCUCCCUCAUUCUCGGGGGACCCCUGCCGGCUCGGGCAGGGUUCGCGCCCACAGGGUCCCGAGCCCUCCUCCUCGCCCCUGCCCGGGGGCUCCUCCGGGCCGCCCGCGCUGACUCAGCGUAAGCCGAGUCGCGGAGGGCGGCGGGGUCAGACGCGCCCGCCCCCGGCUCCCUGGCUCCACUUUGAUUGCCCCCUCCCUCUCCUCCGCCCUCCAGCCGCCCCGCUCCGCCCCCCGGGUGGGGUGCCGGGCCCCGAGCUGGCGGCGCUGCGGAGCGGCCGGAGGGCGCGAGGAGGAGCGCGCGGCGGAGCACGGGCGCAGCAUGACUGCCAUCGCGGUGCAGGCCCAGAGGCUGCUGGCCCGGCGGCGGCCCCAGCGGCCCUUCUUGGAAUCCUUCAUCCGGGUCCUCAUCAUUGUGUGCGCCGCCCUGGCCCUGGUCCUCUCCUCCGUCUCCAUCUGCGAUGGCCACUGGCUGCUGGCUGAGGACCGCCUCUUUGGGCUCUGGCACUUCUGCACUUCCUCCAACCAGACGGGGCCACGCUGCCUCAGAGACCUGAGCCAGGCCCACGUGCCCGGGCUGGCCGUGGGCAUGGUCCUGGCCCGCAGCGUGGGCGCCUUGGCUGUGGUGGUCGCCAUUUUGGGCCUGGAGCUCCUCAUGGUGUCCCAGGUGUGUGAAGACCUCCACUCACGGCGCAAGUGGGCUGUGGGCUGUGUCCUCCUCCUCGUCUCUUUCAUCCUCUCGUCCGGGGGGCUCCUGAGUUUCGUGAUCCUCCUCUGGAACCAGGUCACGCUCAUUGGUUUCACCCUGAUGUUCUGGUGCGAGUUCACGGCCUCCUUCCUCUUCUUUCUGAAUGCCAUCAGCGGCCUUCACGUCAACAGCAUCACCCAUCCCUGGAGCCAACCAAGGAAGUUUUAGGCCUCCCUCCUAAAUCCGAGGACGUCAGGUUCUACAAGAAAGUGUGGUCAAGGCGGGACUUUUUCAACACGUGACCUCUGAUGGGGGUAGGGGUGGGACCGUGACCUUGAAACUGCUGCUGCUUAGUCCGUAACAUUUUGGUGGUUGGCCAGAACCAGCCCAGUGGCCUUUGCAGCUGGCCUGCAGAGGCCAGGAGCGUCCCUAGUGCCACCAGCUGCACAGCCUUAGCCAAGUUAUUAGAAUGUUGAUUUUAGAAGUUAACACAUUUUAAAACUCUUUUCUUGAAUCCUUCUUCCCAGAUGGGACUAGAUUAGGAAGCAGCUUGGGUGACUGGUGCCUGGGCUGGCUGCACAGCUAAGUGAAGUUCACCCUUGUUUUAUUGACUGUGUGCCAGGAUAGGGGCAGGUGGGUCCCUGGGAUCCCCUGGGGUUGCCCAGAGCAGAUCAUUCUUCCAGCUAAGCAUAUCCAGUCAGUGCCUAGGACUUUCUUCCACCAGCCCAAAGGACCUCUGUGCACCUUUCCUUGCUAUAGCUUUGGUCAUGUUAUUGAGGAUUCCCUCAAUGUCUUGCACAUAAUAGGUUUUUAAACCCUUUGACUUGAUUUGAACCCUGCCUUUGCGGUGGGGGUGGGGGGGGGCAUAAUCCAUGAAUAACCUCAGCUGCCAGCAGCCGGUCAUCUCUGCUGUCUGUGGGAAUCCUGCCUUAAUUCUUCGAACCAGCUUCCCAGGAUGGCCCACCAACCUUCCAAUACACAGUCCUCCCUGAGGCGA